UUACACCCUCUAAAACCCUCCCCCAUUUCCCGUCCAAUUAGGGUUUAUACACAACACACAAUCUCCACCGCCAUGAGCCUCCUCCGCCUCUUCCUCCGCCGCUCUGUCCGCCGGUAUUCCUCCAAUCCUUACCCCUUCCCUUCCCCCUUCCCCAAUAGUGAUAGCCCUAUCCCCAAUUCUCCUCCUCCGCCGAAUCCUACCACCAAUUUCACCCCCAAUCAGUUCUCCGCCGCCGCUCAACACUCCCAGCCCCAACCCGUGGAAAAUUCCUCCUUCAUCUCGCAGCGCUCCUACGGAUUCUCCUCCGCAGAGGAAGCCGCCGCCGAACGCCGCCGCCGCAAGCGCAGGCUCCGGAUCGAGCCGCCUCUCUACGCCCUCCGCCCCAACCCCCAAACCCCUCCCCCCUCCGCCGCCGAUGCCGCCGACAGAGCUCGCCUCCCCGAUUCGACCUCAGCUCUCGUCGGCCCCCGCCUCAACCUCCACAACCGCGUCCAGUCUCUCAUCCGCGCCUACGAUCUCGACUCCGCCUCCUACGUCGCCCGCCAAGCCGUUUUCCAGCGCGUCCGCCCCACCGUCUUCACCUGCAACGCCAUUGUCGCCGCGAUGUGCCGCGCCAAGCGCUACGACGACGCCAAAGCCCUCUUCCACUACUUCUUCCGCCAGGCGGGUAUUGUACCCAGCAUUAUUUCCUAUAAUUACCUAAUUGCGGCUCACUGUGAAUCGAAAGAGGUCGAUUUGGCGCUGGAAGUCUGCAAAGAGAUUCUAGAAAACGCUCCCUUUUGCCCCUCGGCUGUUACCUAUCGCCACCUGACGAAGGGGCUGGUCAACGCCGGGCGGAUGGAUGACGCUGUGUCUUCGCUUCGCGAGAUGUUGCACAAGGGCCACGGUGCGGAUUCUCUCGUUUACAACAAUGUGAUUCUAGGUUUCUUGAAUUUGGGGAAUUUAGAGAAGGCUAAUGAGUUCUUUGAUGAGUUGAAGGAGCGGUGUACGGUGUAUGAUGGGGUGGUGAAUGCGACGUUCAUGGAUUGGUUCUUUAAGCAGGGAAGGACAAAGGAGGCGAUGGAGUCUUACCGGGAAUUAAUGGCUAGGGAGUAUAGGAUGGUGCCUGCUACGCGAAAUGUGCUGCUGGAGACGCUAUUGAAGCACGGGAAAAAAGAUGAAGCUUGGGAGUUGUUUCAUGGCAUGUUGGAUGAUCACACACCGCCUACUUUCCAAGCAGUGAAUUCGGAUACUAUCAGUAUGAUGGUUAAUGAGUGCUUCAAGGAAGGGGAUGUUGAAAAGGCGAAGGAUGUUUUCAAGAGGACGGGUAAGGGAGCCAAGUCGAAGCCUUUUUAUAUGGAUGUGGCUGGCUAUAACAAUAUAAUUACGAGAUUCUGUGAGCUUGAGAUGAUGGAUGAAGCAGAUCAGUACUAUAAGCAGCUGUUGGAGAAGUCAUUAGUCCCUGAUGUUAAUACAUUUAGGACGUUGAUUGAUGCGUACAUUAAGGUAGACAGGGUCGAGAAGGUGAUUCAGAAGUUCACAGAGAUGGCUGAGUCGGGUUUGAGGAUUAUCCCUCCUUACGCGAAUAAGUGGUUUGCUUUCAUAAUUGAGAAGGGAAAAGCUUCUGAUUGUUUACCAAUUCUGUCGAAAAUUACUGAGAGAGAACCAAAGCCUGAUGUCAUGACCUAUGAUAUUGUGAUAAGGGGCCUUGUUCAGGAAGGUAAUUUUGAUGCCACUCCCAAUCUGCUGAGAGAGAUGAUGACUCAGGGAAUUGGAACUACGCCUUUGCUGAAGGAAUUUGUCUUGGGUGUUUUUGAUGGACUGGGUCGGCGGGUGGAAAUUGAGAAUAUUUUCAACUUUACACACCAGAGUCCUUAUCAAGGACCACGAGGUCCAUCAAGUGCAGAAAGGCCCCCUGCAAUGGCGGAACAAGGGGGGAGACCACCGGCAUUGCCUUGGCAAGCAGCUAAUCCUCGGCAGACGUCUAAUGCAAAUCAGUAUGCUCAACAGACUUCUGCAAAUCAGUAUGCUCAACAGACUUCUGGGAAUCAGAAUACACAACAGACUUCUGGGAAUCAGUAUGCUCAACAGAGUUACGGGAAUCAGCAUACAGAACAGGGUUAUGCAAAUCAGAAUGCACAACAAGGUUAUCCAACUCAGCAUACACAACAAGGUAAUGCGAAUCAGUUUGCACGACAUGGAAGUCAGCCUCAAAUGAUGCAGGAGAUGGCACAUUCACAUCCAAUGCCAGAGCAGGAAGUUGAGUACCGCUAUGCGGCAGGGAGAAAUGGAGCUUAACUUAAACCGGAUGAUUGAAUUCAAUUCGAUUGUUUUCAAGUAUUUAAAGGUAUUUAUUAGUUUUCUGUUUGAGCACGCAACUUUGGCUCCAUGGAGACCGCAAAUUGACAAGAGCAUGAUCUUGAGAAAUUUUUGUUAGAGUCAUUUUUGUGUAGCUGAUUAUAGGUGGAAAGAUGAUUCUAGCUCCAUGUUCUUGAGUAUAUUUCUGAUCUGAAACUCUUCAGUAUAAGGAUUAAAGGGUUCGUGACUGAUGAUAAUAAUUUUAUCAAUAUAUUGUGUAUUGUAGUCA
Salvia hispanica is the source of this 2566-nucleotide messenger RNA. RefSeq names its product glutamine-rich protein 23 (gene GRP23). The record is from RefSeq and is a predicted model, not a curated record. NCBI's taxonomy places the organism in Eukaryota, Viridiplantae, Streptophyta, Magnoliopsida, Lamiales, Lamiaceae. Gene Ontology annotation, molecular function: protein binding.